AGGUUGGUCAGUCGGUUGCGAAAUCUUGGCAAGAAACAUGAAAGCUAUAGUCGCUCUUCUCGGAAUUGUGCUGUUCGCCAUUGCUGGAGCGAUGGGUACUCCUGUUGUAGUUGGACUGCCUCUUCCGCUGCCAAUUGGCGUGGGAUUCGGAAUACCACCGCCUCCACCACCACCUCCACCUCCACCACCUCUGUCGUACGGAUACUAUUCGUACCCCCAGUACCACCACCAUCAUCAUAAUCAUGGAUAUGGCUACGACUACGGAUAUGGAAACUAUGGAUAUUGAGAAACCACUGAGUGGGAGUGUAGAACAUUAUGGAAUGUUUUUUUAUAAUUUAUUAAACUAUUUAUACAUAAAUGGAGGUUGUUGAAAUAUUGAAUUUGAGAUGAAUAAGCUAAAACAUGUUUGCUUUAGGUGUACAAACAUUAAUCAUUUAAGUACUAUGAAUAUAUAAAAUCAGUGGCUUUUUCGAAAAAUUGAUAAAAGCUCAGCUUGGUUUUUCCCACAAAGUAAACUUUCCAAAAUAGUUUUUAUAGA
Molecule: messenger RNA, 538 nt
Organism: Drosophila yakuba
Lineage: Eukaryota; Metazoa; Arthropoda; Insecta; Diptera; Drosophilidae
Product: vitelline membrane protein 15a-3
Exons: 1
Coding region: 38-286 (82 amino acids)
Source: RefSeq, a predicted model, not a curated record